AUGCAUUUGUUUGACUUGCUAUUGAUGCUGUUGUUUUUGUUUUUUUCUCAACGAUGCCUGAUGUAUACUCCUAUUAUUAUUAUUAUUUUUUUUUUUUUUUCAGGGGAAAUGUACUGUCGCGUUAUGAUUCUGCGCAUGGCGGCAUCGUCAUCGUCUUCUACUGAUGCGAGCAGUAAAUAUACCCGGUCCAAGUCACCGUACGAAGUGCUCGGCGUGACGGCAAGCGUGUCAUUCGAUGAGAUCAAGGCUCGUUAUCAUGAGCUCACGCGCUACUACCAUCCGGACAUGCCGCACGGAGACCCGGCGAGGUUUCGCGAGAUCAACGCCGCCUACCGCGUGUUGCGCGCCGCGGAGCGAGAAAAAAAGUCUGAAAAGAUUGACCCUGGGUCGUUCCGGGCGGAGCGCAGUCACAAGAAUGGCGACUAUCAGACUGAUGGCCAUGCACGAUAUCAGGAUUGCCGGUACGGUCCCGCUGAGAGGCCACAGCGUCACGGUUUGCUGCGGGAGAUAUUUUGGCUUUACGAAUGCUACGAGUUGGCAAUUGUGGUUGGCGCGGCAGUGGCCGUCCUUAUCAUUGCCACGGAAAGAUAUCUGCUUGUGCGGCGCAUGACACUUGAGAAGCGUGCGCGGAUACGGGCCAUGGACGAGGGACUGCCACCAAGUAUGCCGCUGGUUUUGGAAGACGGAAUGCUUCAGAAGUACAACGUGCGGGUGCCGAAGGAAGAAAUUGAAAUUGACAACGCCAUGGUGAAGGAGGAGGCGUAUCACCGGCGUGCCACCCAGCGUCGCUUCGAAGACUUCCGUGAGUUUCUUUUUGUGUAUGACCCUGAUGGGGUGACCUCUCGCAGGGUCACAACCAAGCGCUUCAGCAUUCAGUAUAUUGACGAGGCCCUCAUCCCAGCUCGAUGCUCGCACGUCUGGGAGUUCAACUCGGAGAUGAAAAAUAAGCAGUAUGACAGCAUCGUGAGCGGGGUUGUAGAAGCCCUUGCCGCGACCUCUUGGGCAACACCCGACGUCCAAUACAUCGCUCCUCUUAUGGCGAGGGGGCUUGCAACGAUUCCCAUGAAUUCCCCUGAAACGGCCAAGUGGACUUUUGUCGAGUACAAAGACAUCGACAAAAAAGGAGAGCCCGCUUGUGUGUUGGCACUCAAGAACAAUCGCUUUGGACGCCUUGGCAUGUGUCAACGUGUGACCGUCACAGGAAGUAACAGUCUCAGCCCACGGUUGGUUAUAAAGCAGGAGGCGGAUCUGAAAAGUGGAACACUUAGUGCAAAAAGCCUAGUGCGCGGAGGAGCGUUGCCUGUGAAGGAUCUGUCAAUCCCACUUGAACAAAUGAAAUUAUAG
Trypanosoma cruzi is the source of this 1344-nucleotide messenger RNA. RefSeq lists its product as uncharacterized. The record is from RefSeq and is a predicted model, not a curated record. Gene Ontology annotation, cellular component: endoplasmic reticulum. Gene Ontology annotation, molecular function: protein-folding chaperone binding; misfolded protein binding. Bases 1 to 1344 code for a protein of 447 amino acids. Lineage: Eukaryota; Euglenozoa; Kinetoplastea; Trypanosomatida; Trypanosomatidae. The transcript has a single exon.